AGAUUGGGUUUAGCAGCCAGUAGUGGGCGUUCGCAUGGCACCCCCUGUGAACGACCCGCCUGUCAGCGUCCGAGAGAAGGGCGGGCGCAUCGUGGUGGUCUUCAAUGUGGCCAACGUGCGGCCCAACUCGGUCCAGGCCGAUGUCAGAGCUUCCAGUGAGGAGGAACCUGCAGGCUCUGUGCACGUGACCUUCAACUCGGUCUCUCCAAACCGGUCGUUUGAGAAGCACCUAGUGCUACCUCACAGCAUUGAGGGCAAAGUUGUGCACGACGUACAGAGCAAGUCUUUGACACUGCAGCUGGUCAAAGCGGAUGCAGCAGUGGAGUGGGGCCAAUCCUGGCUCAAAGCAAAGGGAAAGGCCAAGAGGAAAUCGGAGGUGGAGAAAAGUCCAGGCGCAGGUCAAGAUGUGCAGCCUCCGGCAAAGGAGCCUGUGCAGGACCCGAAAGCCUCGAGCCGGGAUGAGCCGGAGAGCCAUGCUUCGGCCAAAGAGGAGCCCGAGCCAAUGGAGCAGUCGGCUGAGAAGGCCGAGGCCAAAAAGGCCAAGGAGACCAAGGAGGCGAAGGAGGCCGAGAGGGCUGCGGCCCAGGAGGCCGAGGCCAAGGAGGCUGAGAGGGCUGCGGCCCUGGAGGCUGAGGCCAAGGAGGCUGAGCAGGUCGAGGAGGCUGAGGAGGCUGAGGAGGCUGAGGAGGCCGAGGCGAAGGCCGUUCAGCCAGAAAAGAAUGAGCUCAUGCCUGAGAGCUCCGAUGUGCCCAACUCCAAGGCGGGAGUAAAAGCGAGGGCCAGACGUGGAAAGAAAUCCAAAGCGAAGGAGAAACCAGAGGAGAUCAAUGCGGAAGAGGGGAAGGCAGAGACCAUCAAGCAGCCAGAGAAGGAGGAAGGCAGGAAAGCAGGUACCAAGCAGCCUGCCAAAGCGUCAGAGACAAGCUCAAAAGCAAGGAAAGCAAAAGAUGCCGACACAAGCGACCUCCAGCAGGUCUUUGGUGAAGCUUUGGAGUGGAUGAAGCCGCAAAAAUCCGGGCUGCUAAAAGACUAUCCCCUGGUGCCGCCAUCGGAUCCGGAGAUUCAGCGUCUAUUGCGCGAUGCGCACGCGCAAUGCAGCAAAGACUUGAAGAAGGCCACGGUUUUCUUCCGGCUGGCUGGGCGCAAAGGCUAUUUGCCAGCCUACUUGCUACUAGCAGAACAAGCUCAGAUCAGGCAAGACGACCCGUUGCUGAUAGACAGCAUGUGCGCAUUACUCACGGCCCCGGACGUGCAAAAGCAAUUGCCCAAAGGGCUGCUGAGCAACUCUGCGAUGCAGCUUGCAGCCUUGCUGCGAGAUCCCAAGAAUAAGCGGGAGGCAGAAGCCCACUCCGUCGACAUCGAGCGCAUCGCGAAGGAUUGGCCGAUCCUCAAUGUGCUGAAGCUGUCGGAUAGUGGGCAGCCAAAGACGCGGCAUUCGAAGGAGGAGACCAAGACAAAGCCUGAGCAGUCCGACUUCCAGCGGAUCAAAGCGGCGAUGGCUGUCAAGGAGACGCCUACACCUGCUCAAAAUGCGAAAAGAGGAGCUUGGAAGGAUGACGGUGCCAGCUGGAGAUUCGUCGCACAGGUGCCAGAGUUGACAACUCUGUCGAAGUCAAAGCUGGACAUCAGCAAGUCUGACAUGCGGCUUACAGGGCCAGACGGGUGUGUGCUGAGGGUUGAGACUCCAAGUUCCUUGGACAUCGACCAAGUGGAGGCCACAUGGUUCAGAAAGUCCCAGCAGUUGGAGGUGUCGGGGCCAAAGUCAUCACUGGUUGAACAGUUAGACUAGAUGCCUGAUCACGGGCGUAAUGAAUACAGAGAGAGUAGACGAGUUUAUUUGUGCACUCGAAUCAAUGGUUAGAACAAGUGCCUUUGCGCUGUCGAUUGUGCCAAAGCGCUGCAAUCAAGCCGGCGUUGCCUCCCAGCACAUCAUCCGCCAUGUACAAAGUGAAGACGGCUGGAUGCAACAUAUACAGCGAUGACACUUAUGCAGUAGUCAGAGAAGCUGCUUUCUGCUGCAAUGGCUGGCGAUGUUGGUCAGCCCAAGUCACCUGAGAGCUCCCCAGAAGAGGCG
This is a messenger RNA of Effrenium voratum, 2074 nucleotides long. The record is from the annotation of a GenBank genome assembly. Lineage: Eukaryota; Dinophyceae; Suessiales; Symbiodiniaceae.